Messenger RNA from Podospora anserina S mat+, 1248 nucleotides. RefSeq lists its product as uncharacterized. Lineage: Eukaryota; Fungi; Ascomycota; Sordariomycetes; Sordariales; Podosporaceae. The transcript has 5 exons. Bases 1 to 1248 code for a protein of 415 amino acids. The record is from RefSeq and is a predicted model, not a curated record.
AUGCCGCCGCCGACCAAGUAUAUCAACCGCUGGGAGGACAUCAAAGACGACGUCUUUGAAAUCAUUUACAACAUGAAAGCCCCCUUGUCGGCUGAAGACAAGGACCAGCUGGUGAAGGCCAUGCGUGAGCGUGGCUACAACAUUGGCUGGAAUGGCCUUCGGUACGUUAUCCUCCCAUUCUUUUUCCCUUCCUCUUUUCUUCGUCCGUCAACCCUCUUUCGUCCGCAAACGAUAUUUCGUCCGACAACGAUUGAAAUCAUCACAACAACCCGUUUGACCACGGACAACAUGGCCCGAAAGGUUACAAUUUGGGGCGCGGAGCAGAACCUGGCUGCGCUUCAGGCGAUGUACGAGUGGAUGAACCCGUCAAAGCAGGAUAUGAUCGAGAUCGCACUGGCUUGCCGGACCAAAGGCCAUCAUUUCUUGGGCUCAGCUCUAGCCUUUCUCUCAUACUCUUUCACAACCACCACCAGGCACACCCUGUCCUCAGCGACUUUACACCACCACCAGACACCCACUUCUUCACCAACAUCACCCAACAACAUGCCACCUGGACGUGCUCUUUCUGGAAAGCCGACCACGGUCUGGGAUCACGACGCACACCUGACCUUGCUUCAAGCAGUGAUUGUGCGUGGCGAGAUCAAAGCCGAGUGCUGGGACGCCAUCAUUGCCUACACCAAUCUCCGCGGCUACAACUACACCCAAGGCGCUGCACUCCAUUCACCAAGAAAAGUCGCAGACAUGGCCAUCGACAAGUCUCGCAUGAAGUGGGACCUCCAGGCCAACCACGACCUCCUCCUCUGUCUCGUCCAGGAGUUGAGCCCCUCCCAGGACCAGCUCAGAGCCGUGAUGGAACAAAUGCACGAACUCGGCUAUACUUGCACCGUCAAGGCCAUCACUCAGCACCUCCAGAAGCUCCGGCGCAAGGACACCGCCGCCAACGACGGUCCUGCCGAGGGAUCCAGCGCCAAUGCCCCUGAGACCCCCGCCAAGGCCCGUGGUGGCAAGGCCGCGGCCAAAAAGACUCCCGGUUCCAACAAGCGCAAGGGUCAGGCCGCCGCUGCUGGUGACAACGGAACCGACAAUGAGGAGGCCGAUCCCACCCCCGCCGCCAAGAAGCGUCGCGGUGUGAAGAAGGAGGCCCCCAAGUCUGACACGAUUGUCAAGAAGGAGGACUCGGAGGAUGACCAUGAUGCGUAUGGUCAGCCCCGCGCUGCCACGACGGUGUACUCGGCUGAUGCCUCGUAA